This is a messenger RNA of Molossus molossus (Pallas's mastiff bat), 630 nucleotides long. RefSeq names its product testis expressed 35 (gene TEX35). The transcript is spliced from 9 exons. Lineage: Eukaryota; Metazoa; Chordata; Mammalia; Chiroptera; Molossidae. The record is from RefSeq and is a predicted model, not a curated record. The coding region runs from base 1 to 630 and encodes 209 amino acids.
AUGUCGGCCAAGAGGGCAGAACUGAAGAAAAACCUGAACAAGAAUUACAAGGCCGUGUACCUGGAGCUGAAGCCAGAGCCCAUCAAAACCUGUGACUACAAAGGAAUUAAACCAGAAGGGCCAUUUACCAAACUGGGAGGGACGCGAGAGCUAAAGAAUGAUCUCAGGGAGGUGAGGGAAGAGCUCAAGGAAAAAAUGGAGGAGAUAAAACAGAUAAAAGAUGUAAUGGACAAGGAUUUUGAUAAACUCCAGGAAUUCGUGGAGAUUAUGAAGGAAAUGCAGAAGGAUAUGGAUGAGAAGAUGGAUGUUUUAAUAAAUAUACAGAAAAACACCAAGCUUCCCCUGAGAAGAGCAAAGGAGCACCCCGAAUUCAGGCUCGGAAAGCCAGACGCAGACUCCCAGCUCCGGCUCAGGAAACUGGACGGCGCGGAGGGGGCGGCGCUGUCCGCUCACAGGAAGAACGUGGCCCUGCAGAAACUCAAGAGGGACCCGCUGGACUCCCUCCAUCAGUGUGGGGCCUGCUGUGAGAAAUGUAUGUUGUGUGCCCUAAAGAACAGCUACAGUCGGGGGAGACUUCCACACCAGGCCUGGGCACCCUCCUCGCCCUUGGCAUCUGGAGCUGCGUUCUGA